AUGGCAAAGUCUCCAAACGAAGAAGCUCACCUUCCUGGUGUCGAUGGCGAUGACUUCCAGGGCCUCGUCCUCGCCGAUGUCAUUCCACGCGAUCGCAAGCCGUGGUACUCUGACUGGACCCUCUGGAAGCUGAACCUGCUUCUGCUUAGUGGUCUUUUGACCCAGACGGCAACAGGUUUCGAUGCGAGUAUGCUCAACGGUAUGCAGUCUCUGCCUCAAUGGCAAGAGUUCUUUGGCGAACCCAAGGGAACGCGUCUCGGAGCCAUGACCUUUGGCCCCAACGGUGGCGUCCUCAUCUCGAUCCUUGUCUCGUCUCAGCUUUGCGAUUGGCUCGGUCGAAGGAAGCCCAUCUUUGGAGGAUCCAUCCUUAUCAUUGUCGGAUCCAUCAUUCAGACCUGGAGCCGCAACUAUGGCAUGUUUGUUGCUUCGCGCUUCAUCAUUGGCUUUGGCCUGGGAAUCGUUUCUACCGCUGCUCCGCCGCUGCUCUCUGAGGUCACAUACCCGACGCAUCGUGGACAAGUUGUCUCCUUCAUGAUGUGUUCUUGGCCUCUUGGUGCCUUGAUUGCUGCUUGGGUCACGUACGGCACCUUUCAGAUCCAGGGAUCCUGGGCAUGGCGUCUCCCCAGCAUUCUUCAGGCCACCUUCUCCGUCGCCCAAGCUUCCCUGGUACUGUUUGCCCCUGAGUCUCCCCGAUGGCUGAUCUACAAGGGCCGUUACAAGGAGGCUAUGGAUAUCCUGGUCAAGUGGCACGGUUACGGUGACCCCAACUCCAGACUUGCGCGCUUCGAAAUGGCUGAGAUUACGGCUACUCUCGAGGUCGAAAAGGUCCAGAAGAGGUCACGAUGGGCUGAAUGGAUCUCGACCCGUGGAAACUGGCACCGUUUCUUUCUCGCCCUGUACAUCCCCGCCAUGCUGCAGUGGUCUGGCAACGCCCUCACCUCUUACUACCUCGCCAAGGUUCUCAACUCGAUCAAUAUUACCGACCACAAGACUCAGCUGCUUCUCAACGCCGGUCUUCAAAUCUGGGGUUUCCUUUCAGCUGUUCUCUUCGCCAUGCUUGUCGACAAGUUUGGUCGACGAAGACUCUUCCUCGUUGGCAUGACUGGUAUGGGUGCUUCCUACGUUAUUUGGACCAUCUGCUCUGCCCUCAACCAGGAGACAGGCUUCAAGCACAUUGGCUAUGCUGGCGCCGUUCUAGCCAUGAUCUUUGUCUUUUCUCUGUGGUACCACGCCUGUUCUCCCAUCGGCGCAACAUAUAUCAUGGAGGUCACGCCCUACUCGCUGCGUGCCAAGGCCUCCAUGUUGUACCAGCUGACCGGUAACUUGGCCGGCAUCUACAACGCCUUUGCCAACCCCGUCGCCAUGGAAGCUAUUGCAUGGAAGUACUACAUCGUUUGGUGUGUCGCCAUCGCCAUCCACCUGACUCUCAUCUAUUUCUUCUUCCCCGAGACCAAGGGCCGAUCCCUCGAAGAGGUUGCCGAGAUCUUUGACGGUCCUGAUGCCGCGGUUGGCACCAAUGCCAUGAAGCAGAUGGGACUGGAUACGAAUGCCGAUGGUGCUGUCGGCUUUGAGAAGGAUAGCCAGGGGUUGGAGUCUUCGGCUAAGGCUGCCGUUGUGCAGGUCGAUAGGAAGUAG
Molecule: messenger RNA, 1635 nt
Organism: Fusarium falciforme
Lineage: Eukaryota; Fungi; Ascomycota; Sordariomycetes; Hypocreales; Nectriaceae
Product: MFS domain-containing protein
Exons: 2
Coding region: 1-1635 (544 amino acids)
Biological process (GO): transmembrane transport; carbohydrate transport
Cellular component (GO): membrane
Molecular function (GO): carbohydrate:proton symporter activity
Source: RefSeq, a predicted model, not a curated record